AUACGGAUAAUCUGUCAAAUGUCUGCUGACACCAGACUAAAUUUACUGGUUGUUGUCGUAUUUCGGUAACAAUGGCAUCGUCUUUACCUCCGCCGAAGCUAAAGGACUUCGUGUUCACGGAGAAACUGGGCAGUGGGACGUACGCGACAGUAUACAAGGCAUACAGGACAACCGGUCCUCGAACUGUCGUGGCCGUCAAGUGCGUUCUCAAAAGUAGCCUCACGAAAACAUCCACCGAAAAUUUGCUCACUGAAAUAGAGCUGUUGAAAGUGCUGAAGCAUGAUCACAUAGUGGAACUGAAGGACUUUCAGUGGGAUGACAAUUAUAUUUACCUGAUAAUGGAAUAUUGCAGCGGGGGUGAUCUCUCUCAUUUUAUUCGCAGUAAGAGAAAAUUACCGGUUCAUAUCGUUCGUCGAUUUUUGCGUCAGAUAGUUCGAGCUCUUGCCUUCCUCAGAGAACACAACGUCGCUCAUAUGGAUCUUAAACCUCAAAUUUGCUGCUGACAUCAAAGCAGAACCCGUCUGUUAAAAAUAGCAGACUUUGGCUUUGCAAUGCACAUAUUAGAUGGAAUGGAGUUAAUAAUGCUGCGGGGCUCGCCCUUGUAUAUGGCUCCUGAGAUUGUGUGUAAAGGGGCUUAUGAUGCAAGAGUGGAUCUGUGGUCUAUUGGAGUUAUACUGUACGAGUGUCUGUUUGGCCAAGCUCCCUUUGCUUCACAGACCUACAAGAAUUGGGUGAGAAAUAUGGACACAAAACCAGUAGAGCUUCCCUAUGGUGUUGACAUCCCAGACAGCUGUAGACAUCUGUUGUUAGGUCUCUUACAGAGGGAUCCUGAAAAAAGGAUGUCUUUUGAGGAAUUCUUCAACCAUCCUUUUCUGAUUUGGAACACAUGCCCUGCAAAGGACUCGUUGCAGAAAGCUACAUCUAUUGUCACAAAAGCUGUGCGUCGUGACACUGAGGGCGAUUACAAAACUGCUGUUAAACUGUACUGUGAGGCUCUUGAGUACUUUGUGCCAGCCAUAAGCUAUGAAAAAGAUAGACAAAAGAAAGCAAUUCUGAGGGCUAGAGUGAAAGAUUACAUGGACAGAGCAGAAGUGUUAAAAGAACAGCUAAAACCUGGGUUCAAGAAUGUAGCUGGGCCAGAGGGAACACUGCAGAGGUCUAACUCUCCUGGUUACUGGGAUAAACUUUGGGAACUGGCAGGAGAUAAUCAGGAAGUUGCCGCAGCUUUGAAACUUAUCAAGGCAGCAGAAUUGGAGAGGACUGAUGAGUUUCAAAAGGCUCUGGAUCAUUAUGAAAUAGCUUUGGGAGCUCUCAUCAAGAUUCUCCAGUCUGAACCAAGGCAAGAAGUUAAAGAAUUAUUACGCCGUAGAAUUGACAAAUCGAUGGUCAAAGCUGAACAGAUUAAAACAUACUUAUCAGUGAAACAACUGAACACAGUUGACACUUCCCAGAAAGAGGAGGAAGUAAACAACAGCUAUUCAGAGCAGUGCGUGAUUCCAGUAGCACUAUGAACAAUACAUGUGUAAGUGCUAAAAAUGUUUCUGUGAUAUAUUCAUAACAAGGGCAACCUCCAGAAAUAUAUGCUGUUAUAAAUAUACUUCAGGAUAUUUUUUUCUUAUUUUCAUACAGCAUUUUGGCAGUAAGUGUUUCAGACUGCAUGUGAGCAGGUUUGUUUACAGGAUGAAUGAAAGUGUAGCAUUUCAUUCAUUAAAUUUCAAGCUAAAUCAUGACAUAACUUUUUGGUAGGAAUCAAGGAAUCGAUGUCGCUUUACACUACGUUUUGACAGUUUAUUUCCUAUAAGGACGGGUUCCCUAUUUCAGCAGCCUUGGUCAAUGUGUUAAUAGUAUUUCUUAGUGUUUUACUGCAUGAGCUUUAUUGAGUUUAUUGACCAUACACUGACUACACUGCAUGUCCCAACAAAGGAAGAAAGGGUAGAAAUUAAAUCUAGGCACUGAGAGGAGAAUUUGAAUAUUUUGCUGUUAUGUCUACAUUUAGUAUCAGGCAUUGUAAUGCAGAUAAUAGAUCAAUAAAAAAGAUGGAUUCAGCUUGCUGUGAGAUGUGUACAGUGGCUCAUACAUCGCUGACAUAUUAAACACCAAAACUUCCAUAUAAAACUUUGUACAUUGCUCCUAAUCCUUUUUAAAGCUGUCAGUUGCAAUUAUUGUAUUGUCAGUCAUGUUAAGUAUCAGUGUAUCACAGAAUAAUCUGAUUUAUCAAUAUUCAAGAAAUUCUGAUUAACAAUUUUGUGUUGAAUCUUAUGCCAAUUAUCUUAUCUUUCGCAUUCAUGAUAAUAAUAAUGCACUGUAAGGUUUCAGAGGAAGACUGAUUGUUUUAUUGAAUAACCCAUGUACAAAUGGUUAAUGUUGUGGGUAAUUACAUGUUUUAAUAUGACUUAAACACAGGCCUGUAUUGCACUUGCACCAUUCCAAACUGAUGACGUCAGCAUUUCACUGUUGCGAUCAUUUAAACAUUGGUUACUGUGAUUUACUGUGUGUCUUAAUAUAACUUUAUGAAAUCAGCCAGAUACAACUGUAACACUGGGCAACGACGUCAUGAUGUUCCACUGGUUUAAUGUCAAUCAGAUCUUUGCUGUUAGUGCAAUGUAAGUGAUGUGGUUUUUGAUUGACGCUGAAGCAAGUCACAGAUUUCGAUGAGAUAAAUCCAUAUCAGUGCUGAUUAUGAUGCAGAGCUUUUGCAGUGCUUAUUACGUUUGACACAAUAAAUGAAAAAAAUUCAGUGGUUUGUGAAUGCUGCAGUUGUGUUGAACAAGGGGGGGCAACUCUCUGAGAUAUAAAAAGAGGCCUAUUUCGAAAUACCUGAUCUGCUUGUUACACGGGCUAUGCGAAUGUUGAAUGUUCA
Molecule: messenger RNA, 2860 nt
Organism: Liolophura sinensis
Lineage: Eukaryota; Metazoa; Mollusca; Polyplacophora; Chitonida; Chitonidae
Product: serine/threonine-protein kinase ULK3-like
Biological process (GO): autophagy of mitochondrion; reticulophagy; piecemeal microautophagy of the nucleus
Cellular component (GO): cytosol; cytoplasm; phagophore assembly site membrane
Molecular function (GO): protein serine/threonine kinase activity; ATP binding
Source: RefSeq, a predicted model, not a curated record